AUGGAAACCAUAUUUGGUUGUCUUAGUUGUUAUUUGAUAAAACUUUGUAAACAACCUUCCUUCUAUAAGCAAUUAGACGAAAUAGCUGAAUUUAUCGAAUAUUGCAAUCGUGAUAUACUUAUUCCACGAGGACUAUACGCGAAAAAUCCUAUUGAAAAAGGAUUUCGUGUCCUGGAGAUCUACUUGAUAUACGAGCCAUAUGAUUCUAAGAUGGAGGUCUGUCACGAUGUUACGAAACCGCCGAAAUUAGUACCUAGAUUGUGA
Cooperia oncophora is the source of this 264-nucleotide messenger RNA. NCBI's taxonomy places the organism in Eukaryota, Metazoa, Nematoda, Chromadorea, Rhabditida, Trichostrongylidae. The record is from the annotation of a GenBank genome assembly.